Messenger RNA from Cooperia oncophora, 2214 nucleotides. The record is from the annotation of a GenBank genome assembly. Lineage: Eukaryota; Metazoa; Nematoda; Chromadorea; Rhabditida; Trichostrongylidae.
AUGCCAUUCACUGACAAAGAUGGUAAACUUUCCUUGACAGAAAAGCAGAAGAAGCGAAUAAAGGCUUGGUUGCGCCCCCAUGAAAUUUUCGAGGAACCCAAACUUAUAGGCACCAUUGACAGUGGUACUAUAAAGCAGACUGUGAUAUCUGAUUGCUCAUUCGUCGCCUCACUUUCCAUCACUGCCCGAUACGAAAAGAGAUUUGGUAAACAAGUCAUCACGAGUAUUAUUUACCCUCAAAACAAAGCAGGCCAACCGGUAUACAAUCCGUCUGGGAAGUAUAUGGUGAAAUUGCACAUAAAUGGAGUUUGGAGAAAGGUCAUUAUCGACGACUAUCUCCCAACUGACGAGUACAUGAACUUGUUGUGCUCGCACAGUCAAACAAAAGGAGAAUUGUGGGUUUCGUUGUUGGAAAAAGCGUACCUCAAAGUUAUGGGCGGUUACGAUUUUCCUGGGUCGAAUUCGAAUAUCGAUCUUCAUGCUUUGACUGGAUGGAUUCCUGAUCGGAUAUCAAUAAAAAAGGGUGACUCAUCUUUCGAUGGAGAUAAGGUUUUCGAAAAGCUUCUUUCUCGUUUCCAUCGUGGAGAUUGCCUAAUAACGCUGGCAACUGGAAAACUGAGCCCAGAUAUCUGCGAUCGUGCUGGUCUUGUCGACUGCCAUGCAUACGCUGUUCUGGAUCUUCGAAAAAUCGAUGGCAAACGGCUCUUGAUGGUGAAAAACCCUUGGACCCAUCUUCGAUGGAAGGGAAGGUUUUCGGAAAAUGACACCGUCAGCUGGACUCCAUCGCUCCGUAAAGCACUUGAUUAUGAUCCGAAUCAAGCCAAAUCGAAGGAUGAUGGAGUGUUCUGGAUCGAUUUUGAGUCAGUAUGCCAUUUCUUUGAUGUUUUCUACGUGAAUUGGAACCCAGCUUUAUUUCCAUUCACUUUCGGCAUUCAUGCAGCAUGGAACUCUUGCAAUGGCCCUGUGAAGGAUCUUUACUCUGUAGCUGACAACCCUCAGUAUUUGCUAGAAGUUCACAAUCAAACAACAAGUGCCGUUUGGAUUUUGCUCACUAGGCAUAUCACGGAAAUCUCCGACUUUGCGGACAACAAGGAGUAUAUCACAGUGAUGGUGUAUAAGUCCGGGAAGAAAAUAUACAUCCCAAUCGAUCCUAAGCCUCUUUAUGAAGGAAUGCGUAUCAAUAGUCCCCAUUAUCUUUGUCAAAUGGUGAUAAAUGAACCAGGAGUUCAGAAGUACACGUUGGUAGUAGCACAGUACGAAAAGAUGAAAACUAUAUAUUACACUCUGCGGGUCUUCUCUUCGUGUCAAUUCAACCUCAGUCCUAUCAAGAGCAACUACAGUGUGAAGAAAACUGAGACGGGCAAAUGGGAAGGUCGUACUGCUGGCGGUUGUGGCAAUGGGCUUAGUAGAGAUACGUGGAUGCCUGGUUAUACUGUGCUAGCACUGGAUAAAGUUCCGGCUGGAGUUUACACGAUCCGUCCAAUGACGUUCGAGGGUUCCUUGAUGAGCUACCGACUUGACCUAGUCAUGUACAACGUCCUCGAUGUCCCAGUGAAAAAUGGGAAACUAGAUUGGAGCAUCUUGGAGCUGUUCAACCGGAAAGCUACCGGAACUUGUGCUGUCGCUUCAAGCAGUGAAGUCAUAGUAGAAUUGGAUAAGGGUAUUCAUCUCGAGCCUCCACCAACGAAAAUCGCCAAUGAUUUAUAUGGUGUGUAUGAUCUCAAGAACAACAAUUCUGACUCAUCUUUCACAGUAUCGGCUUCCUACGAAGGCCAGUUUAGCCCCACCUCGACUAAAGAGCAGAACACGCUGAGUUUAUCGUCGUUCAUUGGAGGAACAGACCAGCAGUGUGGAGUUCUGGUCUCUAUUCUCAAAAAUGAUGGAGCACCACUACGAAUUACUUACACCCAUCAACUGCCAUGGUAUAUGCUGAUAUAUUAUCACACACUUGCAGUCACUUGUACGGAUCUGAAGUAUGGAAACGAACAGGUGCCUACCAUUCAUAAGCGUCUCUUCGUUCCCUCUAUAUCUCGGAAGAGACCGGCUCUUAUUGAGAUGGAACUGGACCUCCCCAGCAGAUCAAAAUGCCAAAUCCAGAUGGAGUUCGAAAAAGCCUUUCUGAGGAUUCGUGAGUAUCCGCCCGACGCUAACCACGGCAUGUACAUUCCUGCUGCUAUUGUUACUUUCGAGAAAGACCUGGAAAGCAAGGAUGAC